GUUGAUCCGGGUGAAUUGACAGAGGCAUCCGACCUGAACCCAGCCAAAAAGAUUCCAUUUCAGUUUUUAACUUUCUCUAACAUAGAUUGUCCUACGACCCUUGGUCAGGUAACAUGUCUCAUACCGUCAUCACGACCUCCACGACCACCGCCAGGACAUCCGGUUCGGACGGCUGCCUCAACAUGGGUUACACCCGAACCAUCCCGGGACUACUGAAAAUCGGACAGAUGCUGGCCCUGCUGGUCACCUUCCUGUGCGUCCACUGCGCGUACGGCUGGCCCAGCUGGGCCGCCUUCCAGUACUUUGAGGUCGUGGCCCUGUGGUUCUUUGUGGUGCUGCUCGUCUUCUUUCUCAUGCACUUGUUCCGACUGCAGGGCAAGAUGCCGUGCAUCAACUGGCCGCUUACGGAGUUCUUCCACUACGCCCUCGGCACCAUCCUCGUGCUCAUCGCCUCCAUCAUUGGUGCGGUGAAGGCCAGCGGGGUGUCUGCUCUGGUCGUCGCAACGGUCUUCGGGUUCAUCGCCACCUUCCUGAUGUCGGUCAGUCUGUGGACGACCUACAGCGUGUCCUGCGGCUCCCAGCCCACCGGUGCAGCCGUGUAGUCCCAGACCUCACGACCUGGACAGUGGACGGUUACAGAUCAGUGCUGGAGACAGUAGAUCUCCUCGGCAGUGUUGCUCUCUUCACUUGCUUCAACCCAAAGCCUGCAUGCGCUCUCUCUCUCUCUCUCUCUCUCUCUCUCUGUCUCUCUCUUUCUCGCCACACACAUAUACAUCCUUGACCACUAAGUGGCGUCACACUCUGCUUCCAUGCUGCAGGAGGUGAACUGUUACUGCUUCUGCUUCGCCACAUCUGCUGCUGCUCUGUUGUGCCACCGCCCCACAUUCCCCCCAACGCGGUGCAUGUCCCCCCCCUCCAUCACUGAAGGGGGUUGCAGUCUGAUCUGCAGCCACAAGGUAGCCUGAUUCUCUCCCUGCUGGAUCACAUGGUCACUUUGCUGAUGUUUUAUUGUUUUCAGAAGAGCCUUUUAUCGAAUGUUUGCACUGACAGAACAGCGCCCUCUUCCUGUUUGGUGCCAUAUGACGUUUCCUGAGCGUCAACUGUUUACAAUCGUUUUUUUAACUUUAAAGGGUCAAACAAUCCGUAUGUCAGCCCAGUUAGCCUUGCAUGCUAAUCACCGUUAGCAUGCAACAGCUAAAACACGCCACCUAACAUGCAUGCUAAUGUGGUUUAGCAUGCUGCAAGGCGACUCGGGCUAAUUUUACAUAGCAUGAAACAGUCUGUGUCUGAACUACAUUGUCGACAAAAUAGAGUCAACUUCUUCGCCAAGAUUUUCUAUUAAAGUUCGAAUUGAAACUUUACAUUAUGACCACCUGCUCAACGUUACGAAGCUUCACAUUUAGCGACCACAGCUUGGUUGUCACGACAGAAGACACAUGCACUGAAGACUCCCUGCUGCUAUGGUUGUUACGUUAAGCUAAGCUAAGCUAACUGGUAGACUUUGGCACGAUCAGCAAACUGUCGGCGGGUGGUCAUAAUGUUGUGAUCUACUACUGUUUACUCUCCUAAUGGCGGUGUUUACAUUCGAGGAUGUCACUCACAGACGACUGUUACAACACGUCUGCACACGAGCACCUUCGACGUUAGCAUCGUGCUGGCAUAGAUGCCUCAUGGUCAGGACCAGACCACGUCCUCAGUGCUUUAACAGACACUUGCGAUCCUCGAGCACAAGCCGCUGUAGACCAGAUGAGAGUUGAACCGCUAACACAGUUAAGAUCAGUUCGCCCACUAAAUUGCAGGAUGACAUUGAUGACGCUUGGACGCGGGUUUGUCACAAAUUAUUCUAAUGUAGUGCUUGGGAUCCUUGGCUGGUCCUGGAGUAGCAGUGUAGGUAGCAAAUAUGUCUUGUGGCGUUGACAUCACGUCCUGCAGUGGCGUUGGGAUUGCUCUAAACUUUUUAAUGAGUAAAUGAAAUUGAAAAAUAGCACAGUUGAUGGUGCUUUCUUCCCAACACGUUCCUCAAGUGGACACAUUUGGUACCUACAAGAGCUGUCCACCCCUGAUUCGCUCAACCACGUCAUGUGACUGGAAUCCAGAACAAACGUUUCUCUGCUUAUGUCAGUGUGCGAAACUUAUCUGACAGAAUCAAGAGCGUGUUGGACUUGGCUUUCUGUUGGCGCUGACUUUUGUUUCAGAGAAUAAUCCAGACCUGAACCCUCACUAGACCAGAAACCAGAGUUUCUGAUGCUUGGCUCUGGUCAAACAAACGUCGCUUCAUGUCAUGAUUCAUAGUUAAUGAAGUUCAUAAUCUGUCAGUUUGUAAAAAUGUUUCAGCUAAGUUUUUUUUUUACCACAAUAAAAGUUUUAAAUGACAAACAACCGACAGUGAGUUAUUUGAACAAUAACUGAAUAAAACUCCGACAACUGCGAACAUUUUGACAAACGGGUGCAGCUCACAGCUUUAACUAUUGAUCCUUUCCUCCCAAGUGCCUUGUCAUGCUACGUUAGCCAUUAGCGAGCUAACUGGCCUUCAACGGUUUGAUGUUAGUCUGAAGUGGUUCUGCUAUAAAUGUAUCAACGUGUUAAAUGACACUGAGGUUCACUCGUUUUUAUCGGAACUUUUGUUCACCUGUGAUCUGGUGCAUGUUGUUAAUAAAGGCUCGUGG
Molecule: messenger RNA, 2666 nt
Organism: Synchiropus splendidus (mandarinfish)
Lineage: Eukaryota; Metazoa; Chordata; Actinopteri; Syngnathiformes; Callionymidae
Gene: cmtm7
Product: CKLF-like MARVEL transmembrane domain containing 7
Exons: 5
Coding region: 114-602 (162 amino acids)
Cellular component (GO): membrane
Source: RefSeq, a predicted model, not a curated record